AUGGAGGCACAAAGUCGAGAAUAUCGGCCGAGCCUAUACCUCAGAAAGUUCGGGUCGUGUGGUGUGAUUGAAGCCAUGAAGGCCCACCACAAACCUGACGAUGACUAUGACUACCUCUUUAAAAUUGUGUUGGUGGGAGACUCUGGCGUAGGAAAGUCCAACCUGAUCUCCCGUUUCACGAAAAAUGAGUUCAAUAUGGAGUCAAAAUCAACUAUUGGAGUCGAGUUUGCCACACGAAGUAUUGAGGUGGAUGGCAAAACCGUUAAGGCUCAAAUAUGGGACAUGGCGGGGCAGGAGCGCUACAGGGCCAUCACGAGCGCGUAUUAUCGUGGAGCUGUCGGCGCCCUGCUUGUCUACGACAUCACUCGCCAAGUGACGUUCGACAAUGUUGAACGAUGGCUGAAGGAGCUUCGGGACCAUGGCGACCAGAGCAUUAUUAUCACUCUGGUCGGCAACAAAUGCGAUCUUAAGCAUCUCCGCAAGGUGGCUAUGGAUAAGUCUCAAGGCUUCGCCGAAAAGGAGGGCUUUUUCUUCAUAGAGACAUCUGCAUUAGACGCCACCAAUGUCGAAGAUGCUUUCACACAGAUCUUGACAGAGAUCUACUGGAUGAUGACUAAGAGAGCACUGGCGCCAGACGAAGAUAGUUAUCAGCCAGGUCGCGGUCAAACCAUUGACAUAAAUGCACCUCAGCCUGAGAAGAAGGUUGAAAGCUCAUGCUGUGGUGCAUCGGGUGAGCAGAUGAUUGUGGUCACGGCCGUCGAGCAGCUCGUCAUAUUCGUCGUCCUCGCGUUUCUGCAUGUUUUCGUCUCCCUCUUCCUCCGCCGUUCAGACGGAUCCGUGCGGCGAUGGCUGGAGGACAACAUGUUUAUGUCCACGCCAUGCAGCGAAUCGUUCACGGGCGGCGUCGCAACGCGAAACGUGGUGAUAAAUCCCCGCACCGGCCUUUCAGCUCGCCUAUUCCUCCCACGCACAGACCUAGUUGCCGCCUCCAUGGGGGUGCGGGCAUCCGUCGGCCUGACUUGCUACCGCUUGCUGCGUCGCUACCUGCCCGCGUGGUGCUGCCUGCUGGCGCACGACUGGGACGAGGAACCCGUUGCCGCCGUUCACCCUGUGGAAGACGCUGACUUCACCCACCUCGCAAAUGGGACUGCCGCGGCACCUGGUGCCGCCGAGGUAGCGUCAGCGUUUCGCCAGCAUGUCAGCGUUUGUUCAGAGCCAUUUGCGCACAGAGCCCGUUUGCCAGUGCUGGUUUUCUUCCACGGCGGCGGCUUCAUGUACUGUACUGCCGCCUUCCGCGCCUACGACUUCUUUUGCCGCCACCUCGCGCUCCUCGCGGGCUGCAUCGUGGUGAGCGUGGACUAUCGCCGCACGCCCCACAGCCGCUUCCCCGCGCCGUACCUGGAUGCACUCGAGGCUCUCGCGUGGGUGGGACAGCAGACCGGCGCUUGCAAGGAAGACGGCAUGUGCCUGGCACAGGGAGGUGUGCGGAGGGAAGGGGAGGAACGGACUGGCAGGGAAGCGACAAUGGAUAAUAUGAUGGGAGCGGAGGAAUGUGUCGGUAAGACCGGAGGAGUGGAGCCUUGGCUGCGGCUUUACGGCGACAGCAGGCGAGUGAUGCUCAUGGGUGACAGUGCGGGCGGUAACAUCGUGCACAACGCACUGCUCAUGCUUCUGCAACCGUCGCUGGACUUGGCAUCGCCGGUAGGCGGCUCGCCACUGCACCACGCAGCAACGCAUGCAGCGGCGGAGACAUGUAAGGCUCCUGGUGAAAAAGUAACGCCAACAGCUCCUUCUGACAGUACCGCCUGUAGGCACGCAGGACAUGGGCAGCCAGUGACGGCGUUCGGGCUAACUAUACUGGGGAGUGUGCUCAUCUGCCCUUACUUCGGGUCCGAGAAGCGGACUAAGUCAGACACCCAGCGACAGCACAACCUGACGUUCAACCUGCGCAACACUGACCGGGCGUGGCGAGACUUCCUCCCGCCGGGCGCCUCGAGAGACCACUAUGCCAGCAACCCGUCGAAGCUGGCGGACAGCAGCGCGUUGGCGCGGUUUCCUCCCAUGGUGGUGGUGGUGGCGUCGCAGGACGUGCUGCAUGACCACGGCGUGGCGUAUCACGAGCUUAUGCGCCGCCACAACGCCCCCUGCACCCUGCUGCGCUUCCAGGCCGCUCACGACUUUGUGGUCAUUUUCCCGAAGCUCAGGGAGAGUGAGAGAUGCUUUGGCGCGCUCUCGUGCUUUAUUGAAACGCUGAGGGGCAUGUGA
Molecule: messenger RNA, 2265 nt
Organism: Closterium sp. Yama58-4
Lineage: Eukaryota; Viridiplantae; Streptophyta; Zygnematophyceae; Desmidiales; Closteriaceae
Source: the annotation of a GenBank genome assembly